Molecule: messenger RNA, 1068 nt
Organism: Hyla sarda
Lineage: Eukaryota; Metazoa; Chordata; Amphibia; Anura; Hylidae
Product: fragile X messenger ribonucleoprotein 1 homolog
Exons: 4
Coding region: 1-1068 (355 amino acids)
Biological process (GO): negative regulation of translation; DNA damage response; regulation of filopodium assembly
Cellular component (GO): presynapse; axon; membrane
Molecular function (GO): mRNA 3'-UTR binding; translation regulator activity; protein homodimerization activity
Source: RefSeq, a predicted model, not a curated record
AUGAAGGUAGGAGGCUCCAAGGAAGUCUUUGGAACACCAGUUGUGAAGAACAGUUUCUAUAAAGUGAAGCUGAAAGUUCCUGAAGACUUGCAGCAGAUGUGCGUAAAGGAAUCGGCUCAUAAAGACUUUUCAAAGGCAGUGGAAGCCUUUUCGGUGUCUUAUGACUCAGAGAAUGCCCAGCUGGUCAUCUUGUCUGACAAUGAAGUUACCAUUCAGGGGGUGAACAUGUUGGGUAACCUCUAUUUCCGAAGUCUUCGGACAAAAUUGUCUGUGAUAUCGAGAAUCAAAGAAGCCAGAAAGAAUCUGGAAAGCUUAUGUCUGUCAGUGUCUAGAUUCCAUGUGCAGUUUGAUGUACGAAAAGACUUGAUGCGCUCAGUAAUCGGCACUCAUGGCACAAAUAUACAACAAGCAAGGAGAAUCCCUGGGGUGACUGCUGUUAUUCUUGAUAAAGAUACAUGUACGUGUCAUGUGUAUGGUGAGAACCAAGAUGCUGUGAAGAAGGCAAGAAGUUACCUGGAGUUGGCUGAGGUGGUAAUGUGGGUUCCCCGAAACUUGGUGGGAAAAGUCAUUGGGAAGAAAGGAAGGCACAUUCAGAAGGUUGUCGACCAGUCAGCGGUUGUCAGAGUGAGAGUUGAGAGUAAUAAGAAGAGCUCCCAAGACGAGGGAAUGGUCCCCUUUGUAUUCCUGGGCACAAAGGACAGUGUUACUAAAGCAACCAUUCUACUGGACUACCACCUCAAAAGGUUGAAGAAAGUGGACCAACUUCAGCUAACUAGACCAAAGAGAAGGACAGAUGCAUGGUCGUGUGUGCACUGUCUUUUGAAGACAAGUGCUCAUCCCCGGUGGCUGGCUGUCAUAGGCAAGUUGUCUUCUGGAGCAGUGAGCAGGGCAAAACUUUGGCACUCGUCUUUCAGCUCAGGCACAAACAUGACACCCUCACUCAAUGCGUGUGCAGCCUCACCAGAGAAGAAGUCAGUGGGAGCGGAGAAGAGUCUGCAGAGACUAAGUAGUGCUGGUAUCUACUUCUACAUGGUCAUUGUAUGGGGAAAUAUUGCUCUAUGCCAAUAG